AUGCGGAUCGCGCUAGAGGAAGCGAACAAACGGCGCCAGCGUGGAUGGAGCGGCUCGCAGUACAGCGCAAACUCGGCGCCCUCCUUCUCGACGCAGCAGAGCGAAGAGCUCAACCCCGACAACGAAUCAACCACCCAACCCCCGUCCGACGCAGAGAUGCUUGAGCGAGCUCGAAGUGCUCAUCGAAAUGUUGACUUCGUAGCACUAGCCGCCGGUCCAGAGCGCGGUGGGCCCUGGCAGCGCGUUGAGGCCGCCGACCGCUUCGUCGUCUUCAAACGAUCCGUCAAUGCCGAGACGAAUGACAACCGCCUUCCUGGCCUGGAAGUCAUGUGUGCCGGCCGCCUCGAUGCCAGUCUGGAAGAAGUGGAUGGCGUCCUACGCUCAAAAUCGGAAGUAGAUCUGGCGAGUACCAUGCAGGGGCUGCACUCGAAAAACUUCAUCUUCGGGUCGCUCGAUCGCGAAGUGCCGUGCUCGGACGAGGCGCAGGACACCAACGAUGAGGAGUCCAACAACUAUAGCAGUGAACAGCUCAACGUCAAAACCAGCAGCUUCGUGCGCACCAACCUCUUCUCGCGCAACGAGCAGUGGUGCUUCUCCGACUUCUUCCAGCGCAAGAAGGAGCGAGAUGGCUUCACCAUUUCCCAGCGCGCGUUGCCUCCAUUUGAGCGGACUCCAGGGCGCCUGGUGGGGAACAACAUGCGUGUUGAUCAGCUGCACGGACUCAACGCGUCGUAUCUGGUCGACCAGCUCCCGAAUCGGAAGGGGCUGCGUGUAGUCUACAACGCGUGGUUCGAGGACCCUGUAAUGGGUAUUGAGGCGUCAAGUACAAGCACCAUGUCCAGUCGUACUAGCAGUCGACGAAGGAGGUCUGGAUUGAGCGUAGUGUCUUCUACUUCGAGCAAUGGCAGCAUCGGUGAGACCACCACAGACAGCAAAGCUCAGCUCCGUCGUCUACUGUCACUAGCUCAUGGCAUGACAAAACUUCCCGAUCUCAUCCGCCGACGCCGCUUUGGGUUCCAAGUACCCAUGGACUUCGACGCCGUUCAAGCGGGUAACACACGCUGCCCAUGCUGCACGCACAGCUUAGCCCCCGUCAAGAUGUCGCUGUCAUUAGCUGCGUCAGCCAUUACCAAGCGAAGCUUGCGGUCUCUCAGGAUGGACACCAGACGAUGUUAUCUGUGCGGGUAUCUCGUGUGUAUCGACUGCUGGAGCGCCGAGUACAUGGAGAGCACCAUCGGUCGUGUGGCGGCCAUUGUGGUCUGUACGCGGUGCCACGCCGCGGUGAAAGCCUGCGAUUACUCGGAAGUGUGCGCCCCAGACAACACCAGCAACCACCGAGGACCCGUCAAGGUCGUCGCGGAUGAACCGAAUGACUCUCCCGCUCCGCUCCUCACCGACUUCCUCGCCGCCUCGCUGUUGAACGCCCCACCCGGCGGCGCUGACCGUGCUGCGGUGCUUUCAGUAGUCCGAAUGCUUCUCCGGCAGAGCGAAGCCACAGACGACGAGAGCGACGACAGCGACUACGACUGCAGCUACAACAGCGACUGUGGCGAGGACAACAACGUGGCUGUGGAGGAGCUCGAGCGAUACUUGGGCGACGAGAGCCAACUGCCCGAACUCGAGUCCUGCGUGAUCGCCAACGCUGAGCGACGAACAUAUUUAAUCGAUCUCCCGGAUGAUCCGACGACGACGGUGCCGCCCGGUGUGAUCCCGAGCCACGACGACAUCCGCCUUCGAGUGGUUACCGACAAAGGCUUGCUGCUUCUCGCCUACCAGCACGCGCCGCUGGAUCCCGCCCCCGGGAUAUCCAUUGACGACGCGUGCGACGUCCGCGACCUCGAUCUGUUGUGCCAGCUCGCAAUGCGUGCUACGGGAUGCACCGACGCGUUCAUGUCGGUCGCGGGGCUCAAGCACAACCACGUAUUAGCGGCUACGAACCCUAUGUUCCUCCAUGCCGCCGUCCCGCGAGAGCAGGGCUUCUGCCAGCACACCAUCAUGACGACGAAGCCCUUUGUAGCAACGCAUCCAGAGGCGGACGUCCGCUUCCACGAGAUCGUGGGGGUCAAGGCGCUGUCGAUCCGUUACUACGUCGGCUUCCCGCUCUUGGUGCCAAUAGCAGAGACCACCGGAUACUCCGAGACGGAGAUGCCUGUGGGAACGUUGUGCUGCAUCCACUCGAUCGCGCGCGCCGAGCUCACGCGCUCGCAAUACGCCACCAUGAAGCGACUCACGGAGACCGCGUCCAGGCUCAUCCAGCUGAAAGGCCGACAACUUCAACAGCAACUCGCACAGGGCGCUGCAUGA
This is a messenger RNA of Phytophthora sojae, 2304 nucleotides long. RefSeq lists its product as hypothetical. The coding region runs from base 1 to 2304 and encodes 767 amino acids. The record is from RefSeq and is a predicted model, not a curated record. Lineage: Eukaryota; Oomycota; Peronosporomycetes; Peronosporales; Peronosporaceae. The transcript has a single exon.